CCCCCUCCAUUGGGUACAUUGUUUUUUUAAUUUCUAAUAUCUCGUCCACAUUUUUUUCCUCUCUUCAUAAAUAACGUGGAAGGUAGGGCGUAGACUUAGAUGGGAGGGCUGUGGAGCAGCAGCAGCGUCGGCUCGAAAGAGGAACAAGGGGAGAUGGCGCUCGCCAAGGCCAAGGAGCUUGUCUCUUCUAAUCCCGUCAUGGUCUUCAGCAAGUCGUACUGUCCAUACUGCACACGGGUGAAGCAGUUGCUAUCCCAGUUAGGUGCCAGUUAUAAAGUGAUUGAGUUGGAUGUGGAAAGUGACGGGUCUGAGGUACAGUCAGCACUGGCAGAAUGGACUGGACUGAGGACAGUUCCCAACGUCUUUAUUGGUGGAAAUCAUAUUGGUGGUUGCGACAAUGUUAUGGAGAGGCACAACGGAGGUAAGCUGGUACCCCUGCUGACUGAAGCUGGUGCUCUUGCUAGUCCUGCAGCAUAGAUAUUAUAACUCGUUUCGUGGUCAUGGUUAGGUAAGUGAAAAAUAAGGAAUCAGUCUUGUGGACGUUUUCAUAUAAUUAUGCUAUAAAAAGAGUUAAUAUCAGCUGUGGCAGCUGUUCGCUGGUACUGGCAUGUCUUUCCUUGCUUGUCUCGGAUAUUGGAAAUAAUAGUUUGAACUUUAGUGUGCUGGUUGUGCUGAUAUUUGAAUACC
Messenger RNA from Elaeis guineensis (African oil palm), 687 nucleotides. Its product is annotated as glutaredoxin. NCBI's taxonomy places the organism in Eukaryota, Viridiplantae, Streptophyta, Magnoliopsida, Arecales, Arecaceae. Gene Ontology annotation, biological process: cellular response to oxidative stress. Gene Ontology annotation, molecular function: glutathione disulfide oxidoreductase activity. The record is from RefSeq and is a predicted model, not a curated record. Gene Ontology annotation, cellular component: cytoplasm.